GAAUCAUUGGGGUUGAUUUUGUUGCUUCUGGAGCUGUGAUUUGUUUACAUUCAAUUUAAUAUUAGUAAUUAAGCGUUUGUGAUGGGCAUAACCGGGCUGAUACCUUUUCUGGAGAAGGCGUCGGCCAAGGUGCACUUAAAGGAAUUGAGCGGCAGCACCGUUGCCGUGGACACCUACUGCUGGCUACACAAAGGUGUCUUCAGCUGCGCCGAGAAACUGGCCCGCGGCGAGGAUACGGAUCUGUAUGUGCAGUAUUGCCUGAAAUAUGUGCUCAUGCUGCUCUCCUACAAUAUUAAGCCCAUUUUGGUGUUCGAUGGCCAACAUUUGCCGGCCAAGGCGCUCACCGAACAGCGGCGCCGCGAAUCGCGCCAGCAAAGCAAAAAACGCGCCAUGGAACUGUUGCGACUGGGUCGUACCGAGGAGGCGCGCUCCCAAAUGCGGCGUUGCGUGGAUGUCACACACGAGAUGGCGCUGCGUCUCAUCCAGGAGUGCCGCGUGCGACACAUUGACUGCAUUGUGGCGCCCUACGAGGCGGACGCACAAAUGGCCUGGCUUAACAAGGCGGGCAUUGCACAGUAUAUAGUUACAGAAGACUCGGAUCUGACGCUAUUCGGUGCACAGAAAAUAAUCUUUAAGUUGGACCUGAAUGGUGCCGGCCUGCUAGUCGAGGCAGAGAAGUUCCACCUAGCCAUGGGCUGUACGAAGGAGCGCUAUAAGUUCGAUAAAUUUCGGCGCAUGUGCAUAUUGUCCGGCUGCGACUAUCUGGACUCGUUGCCGGGCAUUGGCUUAGCCAAGGCAUGUAAGUUUAUGCUCAAAACGGAACAGGACGACAUGCGCAUAGCAUUGAAGAAAAUCCCACAAUAUCUCAACAUGCGUAAUCUGGAGGUGGACGAUGCUUACAUAGAGAAUUUCAUGAAGGCGGAGGCCACUUUCAAGCACAUGUACAUCUACAAUCCGCUGGAGCGACGCAUGGAAAGACUGAGUGCCCUUGAGGAUCAUGAAACCGAUGAAGGCCACUGCAGCAAUGCGGGUUCAUUGCUGGCGGAUAGCGAAAAGGCACUCCAUCUGGCCUUGGGCAAUCUGAAUCCCUUUACGCUCAAGAGCUUGGACAAUUGGCAUCCGGACAAAGCGACUGAGUCGAAGACAGCGACAGCAAAGCACAUUAAACGCACCAAGCACAAAAGUAUUUGGCAAGCGCAUUCCAACAAUACACACGAAGCAGAGCUAAAGACGCAGCCAAAACCCAAAACUUGCGCGCUCUUCUUCAAGAAGGUGGACUUCGUUGGCCAGAACAUACAGUCGGAGAUUGAGGCCAAUCAGCGCCAGGAGCAGGCAAAGCAGACAGAGGCCGAGCUGUUCAGCUUGUACAGCUUCAAGGGCAAGCGCAAACGCAGUCCGAGCAGAAGCAGCAGCAACUCGACGCCGCCGCAAUCGCCUGCGCAGAGCAAAAGUCGCCACAAUCCGUUUGCUAGGGAGACAACGCAACAUCCGACGGCAGUGUGUGAAAAUCCAUCACUGCUGCGUUUAGUGAGUCCGAUGAGAUCAGCCGAAGAGCCAACCAGGCCUGAGGAGAGGCAUGUGAAGGCGCUGAAGCGCAGCAUUUUUGCCGAGGAGCAGCCGCAGGUGGAGGUGCGCAGUCGCUUCUUCAGCGCGCAAACCCCAGAGCCAGAGACAAAGGAACAGCCAAAGGCAGCUGCCGAAGCAGACAAACAACAGGAACUGGAACUGGAACUGGAACUGGAGUCCACCGCAAGUGCAGCAGCUGCAAACGAUAAGAACAACAACAAUAACAACGCUGACAUCGUUUUGCUAUCCUCCUCCUGCUCGGAUGAGGACACCAGCUCACAAAGCGCCACGCUGCCGAGCAGUCAGGAGGCUCCGCUGCCCGCAAAACCCCAACUACUGCCCCAACUGGCGGCAAGUGCCCGUCGCGUGGGUCUGUCCAAGCCAAAGUCGAGCAAACGCGCCAACACGAAGACAAAGUCCGCCUCACUCGGCGACAAUCAAACCAAGCUGAGCGCGUUUGGAUUUCAAAAACGAAGUGUUCUUAAAUAAGCUGCCAUAGACUUAAGUUUCUUAUUUUUUUUUUUUACUUAAGCUGCCAUUGAGUUAAGUUUUCUGUUUUUUUUUUUUAGGUAAUUGUUGGCAAUAUGUUUAAAAUAUUUAUUAAUUAACUAUUUAACGACUAAGGCUGUGCAUGCAUAAUACUGCCUAAUUUUAAAUAUCAACUAAAAUAAAAGACAAUUAUUAGAUGAAUCGGGUAGUAAAUAA
Molecule: messenger RNA, 2271 nt
Organism: Drosophila montana
Lineage: Eukaryota; Metazoa; Arthropoda; Insecta; Diptera; Drosophilidae
Gene: tos
Product: Exonuclease tos
Exons: 2
Coding region: 82-2055 (657 amino acids)
Biological process (GO): mismatch repair; DNA recombination
Cellular component (GO): nucleus
Molecular function (GO): 5'-3' DNA exonuclease activity; DNA binding; 5'-flap endonuclease activity
Source: RefSeq, a predicted model, not a curated record